Anopheles aquasalis is the source of this 8575-nucleotide messenger RNA. It is a transcript of the gene Set2, whose product is annotated as SET domain containing 2. The record is from RefSeq and is a predicted model, not a curated record. Gene Ontology annotation, biological process: regulation of DNA-templated transcription. Gene Ontology annotation, molecular function: histone H3K36 methyltransferase activity; protein binding. Gene Ontology annotation, cellular component: chromosome; nucleus. NCBI's taxonomy places the organism in Eukaryota, Metazoa, Arthropoda, Insecta, Diptera, Culicidae.
GAAAAAGGGGAUAAAAGGAUAAACAUUUCGUGAACAAAAAGCGUGAAAAUCUGGAAGCCAGAGGAGGUCCUGGCGUCGCCAUUCGAUUGAUGAGGUGUGAACGACCGCCGUGAGAAACGUUUGGCUAAAACAGGAAGGUGUUAGCACGGCCAGCAACAACAGCAGCGGCAAAAUGGGACGCCCGAAGCGAGGCGCAGCGCAAGCGGCGAGCAAAUUCGAUGAUUUCGUGGUGGACGAAUCCUCGGACCACUCAAGCGGUGGCCGACGGUCAACAUCCGUGACGCCGGUGCAGGAAUUCCUGGCCACCACGGCCCGUGGCCGGGGGCGUCGCGGUCGAGGUGCCCGACGAGGAGGCCGAGGAAGAGGAGGUGCUGCUCGCGGUGCACGAAUGGAAUCACCAUUGGUGACGACACCGACGCUGACGGUAGUAGCGGAUACGGAUGAAGAGGCCUCCCAAGAGUCGUCCUCGCUGUCGGCGGUGGAUGCGGAGCAGCAGGUAGAGCUCAUCGAGGUGCUGGAAGAGGAAAUCGUCGAGUGCAGCGAGGACGUUCUGAUCGAAAGCGAUGGCGGCAUCACGGAGGAUUCGCAGGAGGCACAGGAAGGGCAACAAUUGGUGAUGGUGGAGAGCGUGGUGGAGUGCGGCGAUGAGGACGAGAGCGUCCUGUUGGACGACGGUGCAGUUACGAGAAAGUCCAAACGUCAGGUAAAAGUGACGAACAAAUUUCGAGACUUUGUUGUCGAUGUCCCACUGCCGAUGAGUCAGGUAACGUACCUUGAUUACGGCUCCAAGCCGUGGCCGGAUUCACUGUCGAGAGACACUGCACUGGCAGCAGACCUAGAUUCAUCAUCAUUCUUCUUCGCACAACAGCCCAUGCGUACGUACGCGAGUAGCAAAUCACCCAAGGUAACGGCAGCAGCAGCCUCCUCCGUCGCGACAGCAGCAUUUGCAGGACCAUCUACGAGCAGUUCUCCGGCCUCAUCGACGUCUGGCACCGGCAACAAACCGGGACGGCCCAGUGCGGCAGCGAUUGCACUGCGCGAGCUGAACGCCAUCAAGGAGGCGGCGAUGGCUGUGCCUAGCAACAGUGCCACUUCGUCCGGUGCAGGCCGAGGACGUAAAAAGAGAGCAACAAUCAACGCCAUCUUGGAUAUCACGGAUGUCGAUCCGGCGGAUGAAACGAUUCAGCUGCCAAAUCCGGAGGAACGAAACAAUUCGCUCAUAACGCUCAAGAUCGAUGGGACGGUGUUCGGGGAUGAUGAUAGUUUGCAUUGUAUCGCGGCCAGUCCAAGUCCGGGCCAGCAGGAAUCUUGUGAAUUAACCGGCGCAGUGACGCAAACGAAAAGACCCUCAUCCGGUCGGGGUCGUAAACCAAGGGGUGCUGGCACGGGCAUUGGCAGCAGAGCUCCGGAACGCCCCGCCGGCUCAACGUUCAUACGAAGAUCGUACAAACCGGUAAGCGGAGCGGGUGCAAGCUUGGAAGAGAACGCGGAAGAGGAAAUAUUCAAAGUGACGGAAAGGAAAUACACGCCUUCUCCGUUGGCUGGCGACAGUGCAACUGAUACCGGAGAAGAUUCCGAUAUUAUAAUGCUACAAGCUGAUGAGAUCAUAAAUGAUAUGGAUCCCAGCGAUGAGGAUUGGCAGGAAGGCCCGGUGCGGUCGAGUGGUCGAGGACGGGGCCGUGGUGGUAGAGGAUCACGUGGUGGACGUGGUGGUCGUGGACGUGGAAGAGGCCGUGGGCGCGGUCGUGGAAGCAGAUCACGGGGUUCACGGUCACGCGGUGCUGGAAGGCCAUUGCCGGAUAUUGUCGAUGCUCGGAGCAGCAGUAGCCCAGAAGCGGAAGAAACUCUUUGUGAGGUUCCGGAACCGGAUGGCGCUGGUGUGGUGAAAGAAAUGAUUGUUGUCGCGCAUGUGGACGAUCAAGUUAUCACAACGGAGCUCGUACAGGAAGUGAUUGUUCAGGAAACACCAGAAGAGCAGCAUUCUCUAGAAGUAUCGAGUGCUCCUUCACAAGUCGAGGUCACUGUGGAAGCCGAUGACAAAGCAACUCGGAAACAGGAAAAUUCAACAACGGUUGUGGAACAACCUGCGCCAAGUAUCGAAGCUAAAGUAGACCUACAGAGCAUCGAUCCGAUUACCACAACAGCUCCAACCGAUGUGUCCACUUCAGUGGACAACACCACAAAGUCAAGCAAACAAACGGCCACCACAGUUAGUGUUGAAGAAUCAAAACCAGCGGAACCAUCGGUAGAGAAAGCAAACUCACAACCAACUGGUAAACCUUCUCGCCCAAAUGAUCGGCCAGAGUCGUUGGCAUCAACCGAUCGGUCAGAGGAGAAAUCACGAAAAGAAGAUGUACCCUCGAAAGCUAAACUGUCGACACCGAAAAAAGAACGUCACGAUAAAAUCAGAGAGCCUCCGGCGAAGAAGCAGCACAAGGAUAAGCAAUCGAAGGAACUGUCAUCUUCCAAAGAUCGCUCGCGAUCGGAGAAAUCAUCUCGCGAUGAAAGUGAUGCUCGCCAGCGCAAGAAAGAUAAGAGACGGAGCGAAGAGGAAGGACGAAAGCGAACGGAAUCGAAAGACCGUAAUGUCGAGAAGAUUCGUUCCAGUAAAGAUGAAAAGGAUCAACGCGCUGGCGACCAGAAGCAUACCACUGCCACCACGAGCGCCUCAAGCGAUCGUUCAUCGGAACCUACAGCGCAACAAGAGGAAAGCAAAAAGAAGCCGGAAACUAGUGAUAAAGUGAUUGUGGCACCGACCGAGGUACCACCGAACCGAAAACGAUCACUAAUCACUCCGAUCCGUGCGGAUAAACCGAAGAAAUCGUUCGACACCGAACUGCAGGCCCUGGAGAUGCAACCGAUUCCACGUAAAUCAUCGAGUGAUGAUCCUCGGCGUCGUGAGGCACGCGAUCGAGACGAUUCCUCAUCGUCCUCAUCCUCGAACAAACUUGACCAGCACAAGCAACAACACCAUCAGCACCAUCACCAUCAUCAUCAUCACCACCACCACAGUUCGUCGAAACACAAGAGCAGCAAACCUUCGGAAUCAUCGGGGUCACGUAAAUCCGACCCAGGACAACGGUCGAAGGAGGAGCGCCGAGCGAAGGAUGAGGACGAGAAACGUCGAGCAGCAGAGAGUAGCGCAUCAAAGGUGGCGCCGAAGAAGAGCACCACUGCAUCAAGCUUCCUCUCGGAAGCAGCUAUUCACGAUCGAUCGAUCAUCAAAAAGUCAAAAUCGAAAGAUCGGAAAGAAAUCGAAAAAACCUCGAAACCCAGCACCACCGAGAGCAUGCCCGGGACGGUUGCAACACCCCCAAAACCCGAACCGGUCGCACCAGCGGUUGUUCCUACGACGACGGAAUGUCCAGAGAAGAAGAAACCCAUUCUCGAGUCUGUUCCUGCUGUAGAAACACCACCCGAUGAAAAGACGGUCCCUCCACCUCCUCCAGUCGUAGAUACGAUUCCAGAACCCGUUAAAAUGUCUCCGGAAGCGGGUCCCAAAAUUGUCACAAAAGCAUCGCUUAAGAUGUACAAAAUGGAACCGGAUGAGGGGCAGGUACGCCCGGAUCCAGUAGAGGUGCAACCAAUAGUGCCGGCCGUACCGACUGUACCGGAGUUGGAAAUGAAAGUAGAACCUCCAGUAGACCCUCCUCUGCCUCUCGAAAAACCGAUCGAGCCCAUCCCGAUCGAGGAGAGCGAGAAACCGGACUGUAAACCUCCAUGCGAGCCACCAUCCACCGAGGUAAAGGCCGAGGAAGAGGAAGGAAUGUUUAGCGAAGCGGAAACGGUACGAUCGGAGUACAGCGUUGGGUUUUCCGAUGGCGAAGGAACGGUUGCAAGCAGCGGUGGUCUACCAUCGGAGGAUGAUUCCGGUGUGCGCAGUGGCGUUAGCACACCAAGCUGUGACAUGCAGUGGGACGAUGAAACACUACCACCGGAACCACCGGAACCAGCAGAACCGUUGCCGACGGGUCCAGAACUUCCUGACAACAGCGUCAACACCACCGCCGCCGCUGAUCCUCACUCGCAGCGUGUCGAUAUGGUGCGCUUGAUCGAGAGCUACACGGAUGACGGAGUGAUCCGUCGAUCGACACGUAUUAAAUCCAUCAGUUCCCAGAAACAGCGCACCAGUGGUCAUGGGUUGGUGAGAGACAAAGAUCGGUUGCUGAAGAAGUCGAACACUGCGGACGGAGCUGGUUCGCACGGAGCAGGAAGUGCUCCUGAUGGAGCACCAUCACUGCAGCACAGCAGUGGUGCGGGUUCUGCGAGUGGUCCGAACUGGCCAGUGAUUGCGAACGAAGGUGAAAGCGCCAACAAUGAGCUAUCGGAGGAGUAUCUGCGCGAUAUGGAGGAGAAACUGAGCCGGUUCGAGACGAUCCGGGAGAACAUCUACUAUAGCGAUCGUAUCGUGAGCCGGGAAGCGAAAAAGAUGACCUGCGAUUGCUUCCUAACGCACGAGGACAUCGAACGGGGUGAGAUGGGCUGUGGGGAAGAUUGCCUGAACCGUUUGCUGAUGAUCGAGUGUGGUUCCCGGUGUACCGUGGGGGAACGCUGCACGAAUCGGCGCUUCCAGCGACAGGAGUACGCUCACUGUCAGGUGUUUCGUACGGAGAAGAAAGGCUUCGGUAUUCAGGCGAGCGCACCGGUCGCACCCGGGGAGUUCAUCAUGGAGUACGUCGGCGAGGUGCUGAAUGGUUCACAGUUCGAUCAGCGUGCCGAGGCGUACUCGCGGGACAAGAACAAGCACUACUACUUCAUGGCACUGCGCAGUGACGGUAUUAUCGAUGCAACGACGAAGGGUAACAUUUCGCGCUUCAUUAACCACUCGUGCGAUCCGAAUGCCGAGACACAAAAGUGGACCGUAAAUGGGGAGCUACGGAUUGGUUUUUUCAGCACCAAGUACAUCCUACCUGGGGAGGAGAUUACGUUCGACUAUCAGUUCCAGCGGUACGGCCGUAAGGCACAGAAGUGCUACUGUGAGGCGGAAAACUGUCGCGGAUGGAUCGGUGCUAAACCGACGCAGGAAGGGGAUUCGGAUGAGGAGGAAGGAGAUGAAGACGAGGAAGAUGAGGAAGGUGAAGAGGAGGAAGAGGAAGAGAGCGAUGAGGAGCAGAAGGAACGUGGGCGAGGAGCCACUGGCACCGCUGGAGAACCGUCAAUCGCCGGGAAAACAUCGAAAGCGAUCUCUUUCGCCAAAGAUCAAGAUGAUGAGAAGCGUACCACGGAAUCGUCUGCGACCGUUCCGGCAGCUCCGGCCACGGCAAAGCCGAAGAAAACUCGCAAAUGUCGAACGGCCGUCCGGCAGAAGCGCCGUUUGCUUCACGAACUGCACGAGGAUGCCGAUCUGGAGGAGGAAAUCAACAUUCUGCUCAAGACGGGCCUAAAGAAUCAGGCGCACACACUGAAGCUAUCACGAUUGAUGGUGCGAGCGAAGGACAUCAAGUCUCGGAGCCGACUGCUAACGUUGCUUCAGAGUGGUGAGCUAGCGUGUCGUCGCCUGUUCCUGGACUACCACGGGUUGCGGCUACUGUACGGUUGGAUCUGUGAGUCGACGGAAGCGAUCGAGGAUCUCAAGUUCCGCAUUCAAAUCCUGGACACGCUCGAUAGGCUGCCGAUUCCCAACAAGACGAUGCUAAAGGAUAGCAAAAUUCUUCACACGAUUGAGAAGUGGUCACGACCGGAGAAGGGCAAGGCGAGUGCUCUGGCUCCACCGCCAACACCAACGCCGCCACCACCAGCACCAGUACCAGCGCCAGUGCCUGCACCAUCGGUUGCUGUUGAGACCGCAAGUGGCGACCCUGCCGAUAAGGAACUAUCGAGGACGAGUUCACCGAGUGAUAGCAAUGGUGCGGGCAGUGACAGUAGCAAUACGAGCCAGCAAGGAACCGAUGCAAAGCAACAGCAGGAUCAGCAACAAUCCGUCAAAAAGGACGUUCUAGGGAGUGUGGAUGUUUUGAAGAACAUGCCGGAACUGUUGAAGCUGGCCGAUCUGGGUAAGCUGAAGGAAAUCAUCAGCACUUGCGACAAGGAGGUGGAGAACAAGGAAAAGGCAGCUGCGGCCGCAGCAGCAGCAGCGGCAGCAGCCGCCGAAGUCGCCAGUGGGUUACUGUCGGAUAUAGUAAUCCCCGAACCGGAAGACGAGAAUGCCCCCGAGGAGCGACGGCUCGGUACGCAGAUACGGAUACUGUCCUGCAAGCUGCUCAUCGCCUGGACCAACCUGAAGGAGGUGUUCCGCAUCCCGAAGAAGGAACGUAUCGAGCAGAUGAAAGAGCACGAGCGUGAGGCGGACCAGGGGCUUGGGCUCGGUGAUCAUGGUGAUCAGGACAAGUAUUCGCACCGUUACCGUGAUAGUGGGCGAUGGGAUCGCUCGCGGGAACCGAAAAGACGUCGAUCUCUUGAUGAUCGAGCCGAUGGCGCCCCGGCAUACGGUGGUGGCGCACCGGGGAGUAAACUGAAGCGGCCACCCUUCCCCGUACCUUACGGUAGUAACAGUGCCAGUGGAGGCAGCAGUGGUGGCGGCGGUCUCGGUGGCCUGUAUCCUCCGUUGAAGCAGGAUAACCUUUCGAAGCAGGAACGUCGGCAACUGUUCGAGAUGAAGGUAGCGCACGAGGAAGCGGAAAGGCGUAAGAAGGAAAUGUGGCUGAUGCACGAGAAUGCCUGCUAUCGGUUCGGACUUAAUCCACAUUUGACCGCACCGAUGGACAUACCGGUGCGCAUGAAUCCGGCUACCGGAGAAUACUUUUCCGAGGACGAUCGCCUGCUACCGACACCACCGAGUCAUGCGUACUUUAAGAUUCAACCACCGCCCAUGUCGACGAACCCGGAAGAUUAUGAGCUGCCACCGAUCAAGCUGCCCGCUUACUGGCGCUUUGCGAUCGAUGACCGUGGUCGGUUGUACUACUAUCACGUGAAGGAUCGUGUGCCCCAGUGGGAACCACCGAAGAAGACCCAGGGCCAGGGAGCGACCGGGGACGCCCCGUUUGCCGAUGAGGACAUCUCGAUGAGCUCCGACUCCAGCACGACCGAUACGUGCGAUUCGAGCGAGGAGGAACUGACGCAGCUGCUGGAGCAGUUGCUUAAGAAGAAGCGCAAACAACAAUCGAGCUUUAAUUUGGACGAUGUGCUAGCCAAACCGGACGAUAUGAACGAGAGUAUGUCGAAGCCGGUGCUGAAGCAAGAAUCGGGAGACGGUUCACCGCAGAUGCUGACGCUGGAGGAAAUCUUUGGAGAAUCGGCCACUGCGGCGGCAGCAACACCCGCCACGGAAGAACAGACCACUCCGGCCUCACAGCAGCUGCCCGUGAGGAGGAGGCGGAAGCAUAGCUUGAAGUUGGUUCAAGCGCGCAUCAUCAGCCCGCGCACGGAAGAGGACAAGCAGUACGGACAGAUGGAGAUGAAACGGUACAAAGAGACAAAGGAGAAGCUGCGUAAACGGAAAGAGGAAGCGAAGCGGUUACGUGCCCGCACCAUGUUCGAUAAGACGCUCGCCGACAGUCCAUUCAGUGGGCCACUGGACAAAGCGAACAUCGCAACGAUAGCGGCCGAUGGUAACGUGAUCGUUGCUGGUGGUGCUGGUGUAGGUACUGGAGCUGUUGCCAGCGGUGGUAGCGGCGUUGGAACGGCAGCAACCAUCAACGUUGGCGGUGGUGUCAUUGGCGACAGCUCUCUGAUCGAUGACGAUCUCGUCGUGUCGCACAAAAUCGUCGAGGACAAGUGCAUCGUGGAUGAGUUGGACAUUUUAACGAAAAAGAAAAAGAUCUCUCCGUACGAAGAGUGGAAGAAGGUACAGCAACGGUUAGGUAAGAAGCGAAAGCAAACUGAAGAGGCCAGCAAUGAAUCAGCAGCAGCGGGAACGAGUAGUGGAGCAUCUGGCGAAGCAACCGCAGCGGGCACGUCGAAGCUGCCGAAGCGCAAAAAGUCCAGCAAGGGAGAGCUGAACAGUGAGGAGGCGCGCAAGAUUAAGGAAAAGUUCCGCGUGGAAAUAGCGGGCGUUAUCGUGCAGCAUCUCAGUGGCUACCGGAAGGAGAACUGUCCAAUAGGGCGCAUCACCAACACGGAAGAUUUUAAACAUCUUGCACGGAAGUUAACCCAUUUUGUGAUGCUGAAGGAGCUGAAGCACUGCGACAACACUGUGCACGUACUGGAAGUGACCGAAUCGGUUAAAACAAAGGCACGGGAGUUUAUCAAGAAGUACAUGGCCAAAUACGGUGCGGUGUAUGUGCGUGGAGAAAACGAGCUCGACUAUGCCAACGUGACACUCUGAGAGGAAGUCGGGGGAAAGCAUCCGGAGCUGCCGCAACCGGUCACCGCGACCGUACAGCAACCGCUCUGAAUGUGUUUCCCAUAGCAACGCCAGUGACACAGUACGCGUUUCUGCAUGGUGCAUCGUACUCGCAGGGUACGCUACAUUCGUAUUUUUUAAACUAAUUUAAGACAAUUACGUUUAUGUCUUACUAGCAAGGACUCGGAUCAGCGUGGCCGCGGUCCAGAGCGAAACAUGUUUUCUCUGUGUGCAAAUUAGUUUUUAGCUCAACUGAUGCGACUGUAAUAAAGUGUACAUUGUAUUUUAAUAGUA